This is a messenger RNA of Rotaria sordida, 1800 nucleotides long. NCBI's taxonomy places the organism in Eukaryota, Metazoa, Rotifera, Eurotatoria, Philodinida, Philodinidae. The record is from the annotation of a GenBank genome assembly.
AUGGAGAAUAUAACUAAAUAUGAUCCAUUUCUUUCACAUUUUGAAACAUUAAUAGAUGAAAAACAAAUCAAUAAUAAAUCAUCGAAAAAUAAAAUAGAUCUAUUUUCAUCAUCACUUGGUUCUUGUCAAUUCUCAUCAACUUCAUCAGAUAAACCACCUAUAUUACCAUGUCCAACAUCUACAAUUGAUUCAUUUUCAAUAAAAAAAUCACUUAUAUCAAAUAUUGAAACAUCAGGUAGUCAAUUAACACCAUUACAAUUUGAUUUUUUUUCAUUAAUUCAUAAUUAUUAUGAUGUUUAUUAUCCAAAUCGAACUAAUAUAAAUGAUGUUGGUGAACAAUUACGAUUUGUUAUUUGUUUACAUUUAAUAAAUCAUGUAUUAAAAACACGUUCACGUAUAUUAUCACAUAAUGCAAAAUUAAAAGAAAAUCCUGAUCUUGAUUAUCAUGAUCAAGGUUUUACAAGACCUAAAGUUCUUAUUAUUGUACCAUUUCGUGAGAGUGUUCGACGUAUUAUAAAUUGUUUUGAAAAUCUUUUAUUAACUAUGGAUGAUAGUGAAAAAAAUGAUCAAAUACAAAUGAGUCAUCGAAAAAGAUUCAAAGAAGAAUAUGGUGGUGAAGAAAUUGAUAAUGAAAAUAAUGAUAGUAAAUUUCAACGUACAUCUAAUGAAUAUAAUGAAAUAUUUGCUGGAAAUAUUGAUGAUCAUUUUCGAUUAGGUAUAUCUGUAACACGUAAAUCAUUAAAAUUUUUUCAAUCUGUAUACAAAUCUGAUUUUCUUAUCGUAUCACCUGUUGGUCUUCGAACAUUACUUGAAAAACGUCAUCGUAAACGUAAACAUAAACAAUCAUCGGACAGUUCUGAAUCUGAUAGUGAUAAUGAAAAUACAAAUGAAAAUAAAGCAUCUUCAAUAGCUGAUUUUUUAUCAUCAAUUGAAUGUAUUUAUAUUGAUCAAUUAGAUAUAUUAUCAAUGCAAAAUCUUGAUCAUUUAUUUUAUAUAUUAGAAAAUUUAAAUUGUAUUCCACAACAAGCAACAUCAUCAACAGAUUUUUCUCGUAUACGUCAUUGGUCAUUAAAUGGUUGGGCACGUUUCUAUCGUCAAUUAAUUGUUUUAUCAUCAUUUACAAGUCCAUUAUUUCUUAGUUUAUUUCAUCGUUUUUCAACAAAUUAUUCUGGACAAUGUUUAAUUCAACCAUCAUUUCCAUUAAAUGGUUAUAUACGUCCAUUAUCAACAUUUAAUCAAUUAUUUCAACGUAUACCAGUAUGUGAUCCAACAUUAAGAUUUAAUUAUUUUAUUGAACAUAUUCUACCACGUUUUGAUACAUCAGCAUAUGAGCAUACAUUAAUUUAUUUAUCAUCAUAUUUUGAUUUUGUACGUUUAAAAAAUUAUAUGCGUACAGAAAAACAUAAACAAUUUAAUUAUUUAACAUUAAAUGAAUAUUCAACAAAAAAACAAAUUCUAUUAGCAAGAAAUAUAUUCUAUCAUCGUCAAGUACGAUUUUUAUUAAUGACCGAACGUUUUCAUUUUUAUCAUCGUUAUCGUAUAAAAGGUAUACGUCAUAUAUUAUUCUAUGAUUUACCAUCAUAUGGACAUUUCUAUCCAGAAAUUGUACAAUUUUUAACAUUACCACAUGUUAUAGAUAAGAAAAAAACAACUCAAACAAAUCAAACUGAUGAACCAAGUACAUGUACGGCAUUAUAUGCCAAAGAAGAUGCAUUAAAAUUAGCUUAUAUACUUGGACAAAAUGCUGUUACUGAUUUGUUAAAUUCAGAGAAAAAUACACAUUUAUUUACGAAUAAAUAA